Populus nigra (black poplar) is the source of this 1626-nucleotide messenger RNA. RefSeq names its product RNA-binding protein 208-like. The record is from RefSeq and is a predicted model, not a curated record. Gene Ontology annotation, molecular function: mRNA binding. The transcript is spliced from 12 exons. Gene Ontology annotation, cellular component: cytosol. Lineage: Eukaryota; Viridiplantae; Streptophyta; Magnoliopsida; Malpighiales; Salicaceae. The coding region runs from base 116 to 1396 and encodes 426 amino acids.
UGUAGCUGCUGAAAAGCGGGGCAUAACGUAACCGAGGGACAAAAAGGUUGGAAGAAAAGGAGAGGGAGAGCGAGAACCGUUGUCCCCGUCACUUUCUUCAUCUCGAAGAGCGUGAAUGCAACAGCAAGCACUGCUUCAACAUCAUCACAUGUAUCAUCAUCCUGCUCUCGUUGCUUCUGCCAUGUCUCAGAUGGAGCCUAUCCUAGGUGGUAAUCUGCCUCCUGCUUUUGAUCCUUCUUCUUCUUGUCGCAGAGUUUAUGUAGGAAAUAUUCAUGUAAACGUCACUGACAAACUUCUUGCUGAAGUUUUCGCAACUGCUGGCCCUCUUGCUGGAUGCAAGCUCAUCAGAAAGGAUAAGUCAUCAUACGGUUUUGUGGACUACCAUGACCAAUCAUCUGCAGCACUUGCAAUAAUGACAUUGCAUGGACGCCAACUUUAUGGUCAGGCGCUUAAAGUGAAUUGGGCAUAUGGCAAUAGCCAAAGGGAGGAUACAUCAGGGCAUUUCCAUGUAUUUGUUGGUGAUUUGAGUCCAGAGGUUACUGAUGCUAAUUUAUUUGCGUGCUUCUCAGUCUUUCCUAGUUGCUCCAAUGCAAGGGUCAUGUGGGAUCACAAAACUGGCCGCUCGAAAGGAUAUGGCUUUGUUUCAUUCCGUAAUCAGCAGGAGGCACGAAGUGCUAUUAAUGACUUAACUGGUAAAUGGCUCGGAAACAGGCAGAUAAGAUGUAAUUGGGCAACUAAAGGUGUUGAAUCCAAUGAAGAUAAGCAAAACAGUGAUAACCAAAAUGCAGUUGUACUUACUAAUGGAUCUUCAGCAGAAGGAGGUCAGGAAAGCACAAAUGAGGAGGCUCCUGAAAACAAUCCUGCAUACACCACUGUCUAUGUUGGCAAUCUUUCCCAUGAGGUCACCCAAGCUGAGCUGCAUCGUCAUUUUCAUGCUCUUGGGGCUGGUGUAAUUGAGGAUGUUCGAGUGCAGAGAGAUAAAGGUUUUGGGUUUGUCAGAUACAACACUCAUGAAGAAGCAGCCUCAGCCAUUCAAACGGGCAAUGGGAAGAUAGUUUGUGGAAAGCCCGUGAAGUGCUCAUGGGGUAGCAAGCCAACUCCUCCUGGAACAGCUUCAAAUCCAUUGCCACCUCCACCUCCAGCUCAACCAUAUCAAAUCGCUCCAUCAACUGGUAUAAACCAAGGCUACUCUGCAGCUGAUUUGUUGGCCUAUCAGCGCCAACUUGCCUUGAGCCAGGCUGCUGCAUCCGGCCUUUCAGGCCAAGCUCUUCUCCAGCUGACCGGACAGCAUGGCCUAGCUGCUGCUUCAAUGGACUUGAGCGCUGGUGGGUCCCAAGCUAUGUAUGAUGGAUAUCAUAACGGUUUGGCAGCUCAGCAGCUCAUGUAUUACCGUUAGUUCUAGGACCAUUUUUGGAUGAUUUUUCUUCUGGACACCUUUUCUUGUUUGAGAUAUGGAUUUGUCUGAGAUCAAUGCGUCAUCAUUUAACUGAGUUUUAAUUACCUUAUCCGAGUUGUAUAUGUAACAUGUAAUUCAAACUUGGAAUUUCUUGAGUUUUCUAGCACGUACUUUAAAACAAUGUCCAUCUCCUGGAUUAAGUUUAUUUUAAUCUAUCAAUCAUUUAACAA